Cygnus olor (mute swan) is the source of this 8466-nucleotide messenger RNA. RefSeq names its product cAMP responsive element binding protein 3 like 2 (gene CREB3L2). The record is from RefSeq and is a predicted model, not a curated record. NCBI's taxonomy places the organism in Eukaryota, Metazoa, Chordata, Aves, Anseriformes, Anatidae. The transcript is spliced from 13 exons. Gene Ontology annotation, molecular function: DNA-binding transcription factor activity, RNA polymerase II-specific; cAMP response element binding. Gene Ontology annotation, biological process: regulation of transcription by RNA polymerase II. The coding region runs from base 101 to 1753 and encodes 550 amino acids.
CAGCUGGCGGCACGGCCCCGGCGCUCCGGGCACUCCCGGCAGCGGCGCCGGCGGCGGCCCCGGGGAGCGGGCGGGGGCCGGUGGCGGUGGCGGUGCCGCCAUGGAGGCGUGCGAGGGCGGCGAGCAGCCGCCGCUGCUGCUGCUGCAGUGGGACCGCAAGCUGAGCGAGCUGUGCGAGCCCGCCGACCCCGACGCCCUGCUGGGACACACGCACUUCACAGAGUUCCUGGAUGAGUUCUCACCAGAUGUCCUAGGCCAGCUCUUGAACGAUCCCUUCUUGUCUGAGAAGAAUGAAGUGAUGGAGGUGGAGCUGUCUCCAGCAUCCCCAGCGCCCCUCAUCCAGGCAGAGCACAGCUAUUCCCUGUGUGGGGACUCCCGGCCCCAGUCUCCCCUCACCCACAUCUCGACUGAUGACAACUUCAACGAAGCAGGUGGGGCCUGCUGCAGAUUUCACAAGUUUGGCUGCGUUUCACUGAGGACAACAAAUAAAACCUGUGAGAAGGCUUUUCAAGGUGACCUGGAAAAUGAGGAAUGGUGUCUGGGUACCGAGCUGACUCCAGCAGCAAUAAAGACUGAGCCAGCGUUGUGCGAGACGUCAGGCCUAACUCCCUCCGUCAGUCUCACUGUCACGGCCACGUCGCUGGACGGCGAGCAAGCCGAGCUGCAGGCUGAUGCCCUGAUGAAACCACUGAGCCAGAAAGUGCUUCCAGAGAUUAAAUUGGAGCCCCAUGAAGUGGAUCAGUUUCUGAACCUCUCUUCUAAGGAAGCAGUCGACCCCCUGCAUUUGCCUCCAACCCCUCCCAGCAGUCAUGGCAGUGACUCUGAAGGAGGGCAGAGCCCAGCUAGAUCGCUCCCUCCUUCAAGCCCAAUCCAGCUGCAAGCCAUGGCUAAAGUUACGUCGCGCACAGCUUCAGCGCUUUCCAAUUCCCCUCUCCUGACUGCACCACAUAAAUUGCAGGGGACUGGCCCGCUCAUCCUGACAGAGGAGGAGAAGAGGACACUGAUAGCAGAGGGGUACCCAAUCCCUACCAAACUGCCCCUGACAAAGGCAGAGGAGAAAGUGCUGAAGAAAAUCCGCAGAAAAAUAAAGAACAAGAUCUCUGCCCAGGAGAGUAGAAGAAAAAAGAAAGAAUACAUGGACAGUCUGGAAAAAAAAGUUGAGAAUUGUUCAAAUGAAAAUAGUGAGCUGCGUAAGAAGGUUGAAGUCCUGGAGAAUACUAACAGAACACUUCUGCAGCAGCUGCAGAGACUCCAAGCCAUAGUUGCUGGAAAGGUGUCCCGUUCAUGUAAGGCAGCUAGCACGCAGACAGGGACCUGUCUUAUGAUGGUGGUGCUGUGCUUUGCAGUAGUUUUUGGCAGCUUCUCUCAGAGCUAUGGGCCGUAUCCUUCUGCUACAAAGAUGGUGUUGCCCAGGCAACAUUCCUCACCAGAGUCCUACACAGACUCCAUUGUGAGAUCAAGGAGUCUGCUAAUAUAUGAAGAGCCUCACCAGCUGGAGGAGUCGUCAAGCCCAAUCUCCUUUGCAGAUCGAAACGACAGGCACGCAGACAGCUCCAAGUACACGGCGCUAGCUCUGGAAGCUGUGCCGGGGAUGCAGCGGGAUGAUAUCAUGGAGUUCACAAUAGCCAAUGAGACGAGGCUAGAGAAAUCAGUGCUGCUGGGCCUGCAGCAGCACAGAGUCAACUCUGAAAUAGAAGGAAAUGAAACACUGAAGAUAAUUGAAAUAGAUAGAAGAGUCAAUGCCACCUCUUAAAAAUAAAAAGGCCUUUUUUCUUGACCUCCCUCUUUCCCACAUAUUUUCAACCAAAGUCCCCCUGACUUGUCAUCCUCAGUGAACCAAAGCACAAAAGAGAGGGAGUUCACCAAAUUCUGCAUUGACUGGUGAGGCUGUGACUGCAGAUGGGCUCUCAUCUUGUAACUUCUUUCCUUACUUCACACACAAUCCCUCUUUGCUUUUAUUUCUUUCCUGUCUGAUAUUGCAAGGGCAGGAUUGAAUUAUGAUCGCAGAAGAUACCAGCAGUGUGCUGAUGAUUGAUUUGUGUAUGUGUGUCUGUGCUUGCAUGUACACAUCAUCUGUGCACAAAGACAUUUGGUAAAAGAGUGGAAUAUGCAAAACCGAUGGGAGCAUGUGGGUGAUGGGAUCCUUGGGAGAAGGUAAUUGAGAGAAACAGGAGAGGCGGCACGAUGCUGCUCAGAAUCUAGCCACAGCUCCAUGCCUAUUGGUCUGUAGCAUUUGAGCCUUUUGGGGAAGAUUGAGAAGCAUGUGCUUCAUCUGCUCUGAAGGCACAAGAACGGGCCCCAGUUCUAUUUUGUGAACAGCACAGGCAGGAGAGGGGUGGGCAAUGAUGGUGCUGAAUUGUCCUCCCUUACAUCUUUCACUCUUCUCCCCACCAACCCCUUUGUCAUUUAGUGGAGUAGCUUUUUCUUUGGGUUGGAAGCAGUCCUGGUAGGCAUCUCUACUGCUUCCAGCCAUGUGGAAUUCAAGCAAAGAUCAGUCAUUGUCUUGUCACACUUUGCCUGUGUGGGAGAAUUAGACUAGUUGAACUAAAUCUAUUUAGAAAGCAGGUUUUGUUAACUUCAUGCAAUGUUUUGGGUGGAUGUCCUUUAGUCUGCUUAAGGCUAACCUGUUUAGUUUGGAUCAGUUCCUUCCCAACAAACUUAAUCAAUAUAAGGCUUAAACCAGAAGUGCCUCCUGAGAGCACCGUAUGGAUUUUAUUUAUUGGCUUCUAGAUGCAUUAAUGGAAUUUCUCAUGUAGACCAGGUCUCAGAUUGUCCUGUGUUUUCUUUUCCUUGCCAUCUUCCUGUUACUGUUGUAAAUAGUAUUUAUUAGCUUUGCAAGAUUUUGUUCAAGCAGUCACAAUGAAGCGAAUUAACCUUCCCUAACCCUGCAUGUGGUCUGGGCAAGCUCUGAAAUGGGACAUAAAGACAUACAAAUAUAACUGAACACCCAUUCCCCCUCCUCCCCCCCACCUCCAAUUUGAAUCACCCUAGAAUAAUGUCAUGGGUCUCCUCUUCUUAUGUCCUUUUCCAGAGAUGUGAUCUUAGACCAACCGCUUAGCCAAAAAGAUGUGUGCAGUUCAGGCCUGGAGGUGACUGUGUGGCAAGACAGUCCCUGACCUGAAGAGCUGCUUAUGCAGGCAGCAGACAAGGCAAAAGAGGGUUGAGAAAGGCACAUGGGGAGGUGAAACGACUGGCCCAAGUCUAGUGGAAAAGCCAAGAGCCGUAUUCAAAUUUGAUCCUGGUCCAGUACACUUCUUUCUUCACUGUGUUUCCUUGUUGUCCCAUAUAGCUGUUGCCUUUAAGGGUUGUCCUUCUUUUGGUACCCUGCUCAUGCCUUUGUCUGAGCUGCGCUUCUUGGAAUUUAUCCUUGGAAUGGCACAGCCAAAUCUAGCCCAGGAUUCGGGCUGGGUUUUAUCUGAUUGCUCAGAAGGGCACUCAGACUCCAUUGGGGAUGGAUUUAAUGGGGAAAUCCUUAUUCAGCAGGCUAGCAUAGCUACUUUAUGGUUUACCAGAAGUCAAUUAAAAAAAAAAAAGAGAGAAAAAAAAAAGAAAAACAACAACAACAAAAAAUACUGUAGCUCUUUUUUUUUCUUGUGAUAAAUAAGGGAAAAACUAACCUAGCCUUACAAGUAAUUUUUUACCAUGUACAGUAGAUAUUUCCUGCAAGUAUUCUAUUUUGUAAAAUAUUGGAUUUGUAUUUUAUUACAGCAGCUGCCAUACCUGCUCCUUCCUUGUUCUUCAUUCUCUUUAGACUUUAUUCCUUUGAUAUCCCAUUUGCUGCCUGCCUGUAGGCCUGACUCAAAGCUCAGUGAAGGGAAUGGAAAGAAUCUGGUGGAUUACAGUGAGAUCAACCCCCCACUGUGCCAUUUUAAAAAGGUGUUUCACAUUAGUGAGAGUGAAACGUGUGCCAGACUCUGUGAACUAAUAGUGAGUUUUGGUGUGCAGACGUGCUUUCUAGUUUAUGCCCUAUUCAUCUAUGCAAGUGCCUUUUUAUUAUUUUACCUUUGGUGGAAAUGAGAGAACAAUGCCACUGUAGUCUAUUUUGCAAGAGUUCCCCUCUCAUUGUGACUCAGUGUCCUCCCUAAAGCUUCUUUCUCUUCACAGUGAGAAGUGUGACUCUAUAUCAUUCCAGUAUCCACCAAUGAUGUUUGGAUGUUUUUUUGGAGCAAUGGCUUCACAUAAAUAAUGGACACUGGUGGGUGCCACUGAAGGUGACACAAGGGAUGGCUGCAUGGUUUAGCCACAUGAGGUCAGCAAAGUGACAGGAGAAAGCCAGGACUGACCCUUCCACUAUAAUAUGGCUGGCCCAUGUAAGUGGGCAAGGUCACAGCUUAGAAAAUCCCUUUUAUGGUCUUUUUAUUUUAUUUUUUUUCAGAGCACCCAUGGUUUGAGUGAAACUGAAUGCUUAAGUCUUCUGCAAAAGAAGCACCAAGCUGUCAAGCACAACACUGCUGUUAAUUGUGCUGCAGUUUGCACUGUGCAUAAAGAGGAGGCCAAGCUGCCUGAGCUCAUGCCCACUGCCAGUUAAAUGAUCGCCUUUCAUUGCAGAUACCGCUGACUUCACUGUCUUAAAAACAAAAUUGAAUUAUUUCCCAAUACUUCAAGGACAGACAGUUUUGCAAUACCCAAAUAACUCCUCCUUCUCUGAAAGCUACUGCAGUAGUCACCAGUGGAGCUUUGCAUUUGUGUUUGCUUAAUUUGGACCUAUCGGUUCAAAUCUGAUUGGGAGAUAAUCGUAUUUUCAUCUGAAGCAUUUUAAAUUGGCCACGAUUUGGGUCAGGCCACUGAACUAAUUCAUCCAAACCAGUAUGGCAAUACCCAUUUUCUUGUAACUGUUUAAUAAUCUACUUCUAUAAUCUUAACUCAUCCCAUCCUUUAAAUGAUUUUUAGGUACUCUUGGGAAUCUCUUAAGCUAGCACACACAUUAUUUGUGGAUUUAUUAUCAUGAAUAUUACUUCUUUAGAAUAAGGAAAUCCUUUGCUUGACUUUGGUAUGUUCAUGAUCAUUUUUUCUUCAGGGGUCUUAAUAGAGCAGGUUUCUCUUGGAGGUAGUAGGGGCCAAAGUAUCUCCUGCCAUCACCCAUCUAUAGGCUGUUACAUGAUGAGGACCCGCUGUCUCCGGAGUAACGAUGCCUAUGCCCCGGCAGGGGACAGGGCGAUGCAGGACACAUGCAGUUGCCCCACUGGCCUCGGUGCUCCGUGGAGAUCCAAGAGUCUGUGCGGGUGCGCCACAGGCUGUGCAGAGAGGGAGCUGAACAUGAAGGGCAUGGGGAGGAGCAGUGAGGGGUGUUUGGGGAGGAUGCUGGUGUAAGUGCUUAUCAUUAGCUCAGCCAUAUUACGUGAGGUCUUCGCCUUCUGCCAGUAUGCCUUUUGCAGCGGCCGGUGGCUCGGUGCUGUACAAUGAUGUGCAUCUGUGGACAGGGCAGGCAGCGGCCUCGUGUGCUGCCCAAUUUCCACUUCCACUAGAGGACUUAACCAAUCCUCAGAGUCUUUAGCUGUAACUCUGUGCAGCUGGCAGUGUGAUUUCACACAAGUAAUCUUAGCUUUUGGCCCAUAGCUUUAAAGCUAAUCUAGAUCUGUCAGGUCUUUGCUUCUAGGGAGAUAAGCUACGAAGGAAUGUAGGGCAUUAUUUUUUAUACAUAUAUAUUUAAGAAGUGUCAAGCACGGGGCAUGUGACAGUUCUAACCUUGUUACCAGUGUGUAGAUAAUGUUGGUGUUGGUGUUUUGUUUUUUGUUUGUUUGUUUUUUGCUCUUUUUUUUUUUGCCAGGCUAUUUAUAGUUCUUUGCUGCAUUUCUCCUAUUUCAUCCAUACCAUUCAAUGUUUUCCAGCAACAGAGACUAGUAAUGGAUUAGGCUGAGGUUCUUCAGACAGAUCCCAGCUGAUGCAGCGCAGCAUGCUUCUCACUUACCACUUUCAGAGGCUGCAGGUCCAUACUGGCAGGGGACCUCUUCGAUAUUGCUCUGUAUAACAGCGUAUCUCAAUACAAGCUUAUUCUUGAUUUCUUUAAUGUAGAAUCCCCAAAUUUGCCUUCUUUUUCUUUUUCCCCAGCUAAGAAUCCCCACCUUACACCACCCCAUCCCCCCAAACUAUCAGCGGUGAAUUCUGUCUAGACUAAUUUAGAAUGUGGGUCAAGUAAAUGAAUGAUACUAAUUGCUAUGUUGGGAGGGAUUUCCACUGAGUAUUUGGGCUCUAGAUUCUAGCUAAUGCCAAGAGGCCGUUGUACAAAGCCUAUGCAGCUAAGAACAGAAGUAUACGGAGUAUUUUUAUACUUUUAGUGACUAAAAUAUUUCUUUCUCAAGUCGUUAAUUAGAUAGGGAACAUUUUGUAUUCUGAAGGUGAAAUGGUAGGUCAGUACUUUGUAACUACAUAAGUUAUAGUAGCCUAUAUAAGUAGCCUAGUGCUGUGAUGUGGCUGCUUUGUGCUGCAGUGUUAAGGAUAAACAACUCUAGGGGCUGGAAAGGUGCGAGAACUGACUUUAAUGUUAAGGUUUUUAUAAACGAGGGGUAAGGAUUCAGUCAACGGGCCAGGAUAUUGUAGCUUUCUUACAGCUGAUAAAACAACAGUGGGCAUUCAAGGCUAGGUUGAGGCUGUGAUCCCCGUCAGUACGGCAUUGCUUAGGGGGUCAGCAUCCACUGGAGACUCUGGGGCUGAGAGGGGGAUUGCCAUUUGUUUUUGCAAUUAUUGUGUAAGGCCUUUUCUGCUUUUCCAGUGUAUACACCUGAAUUGACUUCCUAUGUAGAAAAGAGUGUGUCUCAGAAAACUCAUUUGUGAUGCUGAAAUGGAGUUGGUAUAUUAUUUUAGGCUGUUACCAGCAGUCCCUACUCUGCCCUAAAGCCCAUCUCCAUACUUUUCCCCAAGAGGUGAAACCAUAUAGGUGAGAAUGAAGCAUGGGAAAGCUGGAUUUGUAAACUUGUCUUGCAGAAAAGAUGAAAGAAAUGGCAGAUGAAAAGACCCCUGACAUCCCAGGGAAACUUCCUAGUUCUUAAUUCCUUAAAGCAGCAAUGAUAGUCUUUUACAUUAGUUCUCCCCUUGUUUUAUCUUUACUUCUCCCCUUGCUCUUCAACACUGUGCAGUCCUUUUUAGGUAAAAUGAAUGCUUAUCUGAUCUUUGUAUUGAAUGCCAUUUUCCCUUCCAACCUGCGGGUAAAAAUCUUUCUGCACUUCAGCAGCCCGUAAUUAAGGGAGUGAAGGAGGUAGAGGGGGAAGCAGCGGCAGUGGUUGACUUUUUUUUAAUAGAACUCCGUUUAUGCCUGACUUUGCCCCAUCAGAUUUGAAUUCAUUGGUGUUGAAGUAAUAGCAUCUUGCUUUCUUCGUUUGCACUGUCAGUAGGGAUGAGUGUGAGUGCUUGUAUCUGUGCAUGUGUGCAUGGUAAGCAGUUAAAAAAAAAAAACAAAAACCUAAAAAACACACGAAUGCAGAGUUGUUUCCUAAUGCAGUAAGUGUCCCUAAAUGAAGGUGUUUACCUGAACGCCGUGGGCACAUUCCACUUGGUGCAACAGAAAGCCCUGGUGUUUCUUUCCAAGACCUAGACCGGCUCACAUUCCUCACCAACAAGCACUCGUAAAUCCGUCUGUGCAUUGCUGUCUGAUGUCUGUCUUGUUAGCAAAUGUCAGCUGAAAGUUGUUGCGCUGCCCUUUUGUGUGUGUGCACAGACUGGCCUGUCUGUAGGACAGCUCUGGCUUGGUGCAAAAAAAAAAAAUUGUAUCUAGUCUUCGGGUGUCAUUUUUGUUGUGCAGAACUCUGCUUUUGAAUGCUUUCUUCUCAAAGCUGUAAGUUAGCCUUAAAAAUGGCCCUGGGGGACCAGAGCUUCAGGGAAGAGGGAGAGUUGAUCUCUGGGGCUGGUGUGUCUGUGGUGUGAGUACAUCGCAGCUCCGCUGAGAUUUUGCUGCGCCUUCCAUGGGGCAAAUUACCUGAUAUUACCCUCUUGAAGAGAAAUACAGGCCAAAACCAUCGCCCGGGGCCAUGAAAAACAAUACCUUGUGACUCUGAGUCAUUCUGCGUGUAACACCCCUAAAAAGUUUCAGCUGAUCUUUCCCUUUCCCUCUGUACAUGUGAACACAGUAUGGGUUUGUACAAACAACUUAAAUCCAUUUCAGAUAAAAAAGACAGUGAUAGUAGCACAAAAGCACCCCCACCACCCAAAAUCCUUGGUAAACUGCAUUGGAGCCUCUUCUGACUGCAGAUACCCCUGUUCUUUUCCAACAGCCUGUUUAACUCUGUGUAUGUGUGCUCAGUGGCCUCUCUAUUUUUGUACAAGCGCUGUCAUCUGGAUGUGUGCCCACCUGAUUUUUCACACUGCAAACAUGUCCAUUGGGUGUAAAGAAAUUGCUGGGUUUUUUCCUUUUAAAUUGUUGGCUUAGUUCUACAAGAGAACAGACUACCUGCUUUUGUAUCCUGAACAUGUAUGUAGUUAAGUAUGUUAUGCUUUUCAUUUCUUGCAAAUAAAUAUUUUCUGUAGAAAAAGCAA